Molecule: messenger RNA, 3999 nt
Organism: Archocentrus centrarchus (flier cichlid)
Lineage: Eukaryota; Metazoa; Chordata; Actinopteri; Cichliformes; Cichlidae
Gene: wbp1lb
Product: WW domain binding protein 1-like b
Exons: 4
Coding region: 298-1488 (396 amino acids)
Source: RefSeq, a predicted model, not a curated record
CACGUUUUGCACAUGGAACGGGUCGAGGUGACCACGCCACACCCAGCUGACCGACGCUGAGUGCCUGAGCUGGGAGAACGGCUUGUAUAACAGCUGUAUCAGUCACUGGCACCGACAGCAACCAGUUGCGCUAGUAUCGUUCCUUGUAAUGACCAGUACGCAGAGGAGGCGGCGCAUACAGCGGCCUCGUAACGCGACACUGGCCGAGAAAUAGUUGAAGAUAGUCGAACACAGUUUGUGAAAACAAGGGUUUUGCAUGCCCGUGUUUCUGCCGUAGCCAUAUCCCCUUUUGGAGGUAUGAGAGGCGAAUGUUCGGGUCUUAAAAUGGGAUUGUUUUUACACGCUGUCGGCUCUGCCACCCCCACCGAGUCCGCAGCAGACACGAGCCUGCUGCACUGUGAAGGUGUUAACAACCAGAGCUACAUCUGUGAGUCCGGACACUGCUGCGGGGAGUCUCAGUGCUGCAGUUACUACUAUGAGCUUUGGUGGUUUUGGUUGGUGUGGGCAAUCAUCUUCAUUUUAAGCUGCUGCUGUGUGUGUCAUCAUCGCCGCACCAAACACCGACUACAGCAGCAACAACGGCAGCACGAGAUCAACCUCAUUGCUUACCGUGAAGCACACAACUACCCCUCUGUGCCCUUUUACUUCAGGUUUCUGCCAAACUACCUCCUGCCUGACUAUGAAGAGGUGGUCAACCGGCCACCGACUCCUCCCCCUCCCUACAGUGCCUUACACACAGGCCCAUCCUCAGUGGCUUCUAGUCCAUUGGCUUCCGAGCAGCAGCAAGGACACUGUACAGCCAUUCAGGCUUCUCCAGUUCCCCCAGUCUCUGAUAGUCUGUGCUGCAGACCCAGCAUAGAAGAGCCACAACCUCCCACCUUAGACUUAAGGCCAAAGCCUGACAACAAGUCCAUUCAAACAGCACAAAAUUCAGGUGUGAUACUGCUCUCAGAAGAGCUUAGUAGGGAGGGACUCACCAGCCAGGAAAAAAGAAGCGAAAGAGGGGAUGACUCCUGUAAGAACCCCCUGCUUAAGGAUCUCAGCCUGUCAGAGCUUAGUGCUGAGGACAAAGAGCGGCACCCUAGUGGAAGAAGGAGGCGAAUUACAGGUGACUCUGGGAUUGAGGUGUGUGUGUGUGGCACACGUGGGAGCAGUGGUUUUAGUGGAGCUGGAGGUAUAGGCCAGGAAAGCAAAGAGUUAAGGGAGCUAGAGAGUCUUCUAGGGCAUGAGAAAGAUGACGAGGAAGAGGGAGAGGAGGAAUUAGGCGACUUCUGCGACAGCUGCAGCCAUCGGGCCUCCAUCAGUGUGGAGGAGGAACAGGCGCUUGGGGGAGUUGAGAGGCGGGCUGAACGUGGGCCAACAGGAAGUCCCCAGCCAGUUCACCAGAUAAGCAGUGGCUCGCUAAACCCUCCUGUGUGCCUCCUCCUUCACACCAUCAGUGAGCAGGAGGGACCAGCGCACAGCACCAGCACUGAGCCACAGGGCUGAAGCAAAGUUAACACACCUUUGUCACAAGAGAAGGAGAGCACUACACUGUUUUUGUAUUUGAGGAAGUGUUUGCUUUCCAAGUGUCUUUUUUAUGAAUGUGUGCAUCUUAGAUAAAACAAGUGAGGGAGUAACAAGUAGGAUCUCAGCUAAAAAAAGACUGAGAUUCAAAGGUUGAGAAAGCAUGCUCCUGUGUGGAACAGUGGCCUUAACCUGUGUUUUGGGUUAUAUUUGGGCUUUAAGGCCCUUUAUUAUCCUGUGGCAAUUGGGACUUCUCACUCUGCACACACACACACAAUCCUUCAGUUGCCCUUCUCAUACAACACAAGCUGCUGACACAGUCAAAGACAUAAAAGCUGAAGCUGUGAUGUCAGAACAGAACAGGACAGGAUGUUCACUGCCCAGGAUGAAUGCGGCUCCCCUUGUGUUUGCAACAAUUCUGCAAAGCCGUUCUGCAAAGGUAGUGAACUGUGUAAUAACACUCGCAGCAGGAACAUGUUGGACAAGUAUGAUGUGGAAUUACCCAAAGUAUGUGUUUAUGUAAGCUGAUAUUGUACAGGGAUGUCAGAACAAGACUUUGUGGGAUGACCUGUUAGACUCAUGUUUCUAAAGUGCUUUUUCAGCAGUUGAAAACCUUGCUGCCUUUUUGUCUGUUUUUGUUGCUCUAUAAGCCCCACUAGUGAUAGUGAAGUGUAAGUGCAUUAACAAAUCUUCAUGAGAGCAGUUUCCGUUUUGCACAAAUGGUAUUUAUCUUUGACAAUUAAGGCUUGCAAAUGUUUAAGUUUUGUUCAAUUUAGUCUUAAAUUGCAGCAGUUGAUUACUUUCUUACUGUUUCGUUUAACAUGUGAGGAAUGGACUUCUGAAUUGUUAGUAGGGAAUGCAGCAGAUCUGUUUUGUAUGCAGUCAUUUUCAAAAUUAAUUUGUUGAAUCUUUGUAGUAUGUGCCUACCCCCUUAAAAAUGCAUAAUUUUGAUGAACGAUGAUAAGCUUCCAUAAAGUUGAGACUCGGAGAAAGCAGGUACCAAAAACAAGAACUGAAUGUUAAGCUCCAUAGAGAUUAUAAGUGAGAUGGGUAACGUCAGACCUCGAAUUUUGGCGUCAGUCACUUUAAUGGAUUACCAGCUUUACAGUUUAAAAAAAAAAAAAUCCUAACUUUUAAAACUUUUUGUAUUGAAUUUUCAUGUUACCACAGUUUUGCCAUUCUGCAGCUUUGCUAUUCAUACAUGAAACAUUCAUAAUGUCUCCCUGAAGGGCCCAUUAAGCCUAAUUUUAGUCAACUGGGCAAGUGAUUUUUACCAGGGGUUUAUACUUCCAGUCACCUGCAUUUGUACUGUCCAAUCCGAGAAAGGAAAUGCUCCUUCUAAGAGUUACUUUAGUUUUUAUGUUUUCUUCAUUUAGACAUUCAUCCCAUAUAAAACUUAAUCGAAAAAUGAGGAUUUAAUAAACUUAUGGUUGUGAAUGGGAUGUUUAUGGUACAGGAUGUGGUAACAUGUACAAUUUAGAAGCAAUAUGUAUAAUGCUGCACUGCGGUUAGAAAGCAAAGACCACGGGGAAGAGGAAAAACAUUAAAGCUGUCAGUUCCAUAAAGAUGCAUUUUUGAAGAAUCAUUCUAAGAGUUUAAAUGCUGACAAUCUAGCUUUUUAAUCACAGUCUUGCAGAAACUGGCUACUGUAAAUGUUCACUGGUGAUGAAUGUACCAUUGAUGAUAAAAAGUAAAUAGAAGAUGCCUUGUGAGACCCCCAAAAAAGGAAAAAUCUCCUAAAGUACAGGUUAUGCAACUGAUGAGAGUAAACCAUUGUGUCAUGUAACUAUAUCUGCUUGGGGCACCUGCAAAGAUGCACAAAUUGCAUUCUCUACAAAGCACAAGUGUUUCAGCCAUUUGUUUAACAGCUCUAGGAAAAGAUUGUUUCCCAGAAUUUCCAGCACAAAUGAAAGUGUAACUUUCUGCAUAAACAGUUAAGCUGAUUGACAUUUGCCCGUCACAGCCUGGAUACAUUCAAAAGUGCUUUAUCUGUUGAGGCUUUCCGCAAACUAGAUGUCAUUGUGCAAUUGUGGUACAUGUAGUCGAAAGAGGAGCUAUUUUUUCAUAUUGUCUGAUUCUUUUAAAAAUUAACGGAACUGUAUAAAAUCUCGAAACCACUUCAUGUUGCAAAUCAUGUUCAAUAUGCUGUAACAUGUUCGAAAACCAAAUAGUUACUUUAAUAAAUUUUAUGAAAUCAUUAGAUUUAUUUUUAUGGUCAGAUCCUUUUUUUUUUUCUCAUUAUGGGUAUUACUGUUUUCUGUUGAGAAAAGAUUUAACUUCUUUUGACACUUAAACUGAAGUCGUGUGAAGGGUACAUUUGACUAACCUUACAGUAGGUGAUUUGUUAACAAGUUCAGGGGCAUCUCGCCAAAGACAUUUUUCUUUCUUCGUAAGUGUACGUGGUUUUGCACAUGUACUUUGAAUGUUCUAAUCAUAAGCCAUUUAUUAUGACAACUAUGAUGGAUGGCUGUUCAAUAAAAAUGCUUAAUUGUA